AAGAGCUCAAGUCAAGCCCAAGUACCGAGUCCAAAAGGCCAUGCGGGCGUCCCUGGUCCUCGCCUUUGCCGCCGCCGCAGUCGCGUCGGCCGCGCCGUUCUCGCUGCCGGAGCUCACGAGCGCCGGCGGCUACGGCUACGUGCGCAGCCCCGACCGCUCCGUGGAGCUCACGUCCCCGCGGCCGCACGACGUGCUGGACGUGGCCAAGCUGCCCAAGAACUUCGACUGGCGCAACGUCAACGGCACCAACUACGUGACCAUCUCGCGCAACCAGCACAUCCCGCACUACUGCGGCUCCUGCUGGUCCUUCGCGGCGACGUCGGCGCUGGCGGACCGCAUCAUGAUCGCCAAGGAGCGCAGCCCAAGCAACAAGCCGUCGGUGGAGGUGCACCGCGAGGUGGUGCUGUCUCCGCAGGUCAUCUUGAACUGCGACAAGAAGGACAACGGCUGCCACGGCGGCGACCAACUGGAGGCCUACCGCUACAUCAAGAAGAACGGCGUGCCCGAGGAGGGAUGCCAGAGGUACGCGGCCACGGGCCACGACACGGGCAACACGUGCACGGACAUGGACAUCUGCGAGAACUGCCUGCCCUCCAAGGGCUGCUUCCCGCAGAAGACGUACGACAAGUACUAUGUGUCCGAGUACGGCACCACGCUGGGCGAGCAGCAGAUGAUGGCGGAGAUCUACGCGCGCGGACCCAUCGCGUGCAGCGUCGCGGUGACUGACGGGUUCCUCAAGUACUCGGGAGGGAUCUUUGACGACAAGACCAACGCCACGGAGACGGACCACGCGAUCUCCAUUGUGGGCUGGGGCGAGGAGGACGGUGUGCCCUUCUGGGUCCUGCGCAACAGUUGGGGAAGCUUCUGGGGCGAAGAUGGCUGGAUGCGCCUGGUACGUGGAGUGAACAACGUCGGCGUGGAGGGCGAGUGCGCCUUUGGGGUCCCCAAGGACGACGGUUGGCCGACUCCUACCAAGAUUGAGGAGGAGGAACCAGUGCAAGAAGAGGAAGAGAAGAAGGAUGUCGUGGAAAAUACCGAGGAGGACACGUCGGUGGAAUCGAAGCUUGGUGGCUGUCGCCAAAAGCUGCAUUUCGCUGGUGGUGAGCGCGUUAUCUCGCCGCUGCCUCACGAGACCAUUGAUGUCAAGGACCUGCCCAAGGCUUGGGACUGGCGCGAUGUGAAUGGCAGGAACUUUGUCACUUGGGACAAGAACCAGCACAUUCCGCAGUACUGUGGAAGCUGCUGGGCUCAGGGCACGACCAGCGCCCUAUCGGAUCGGAUCUCCAUCCUGAGAAACGCUUCGUGGCCUGAAAUUGCGCUGUCGCCGCAGGUCCUCAUCAACUGCCACGCUGGUGGCACCUGCAAUGGUGGCAACCCUGGUUUAGUGUACGAGUAUGCGCACCGCCACGGCAUCCCCGACCAGACGUGCCAAGCUUAUCAGGCGAAGAACCUCCAGUGCGACCAGUUCGCCAUUUGCGAGACGUGCUGGCCGUCGAAGGAGUCGUUUACCCCUGGUGUGUGCGAACCCAUCAAGAAGUUCGCCAAGUACUACGUCUCUGAGUACGGUUCGGUGAGCGGUGCUGACCGCAUGAAGGCCGAGAUCUACAAGCGCGGUCCCAUCGGCUGCGGCGUGCACGCCACGGAGAAGUUCGAGGCGUACACGGGCGGCAUCUACUCGGAGCACGUCAUGUUCCCACUGAUCAACCACGAGAUCUCUGUGGCUGGCUGGGGCUACGACGAGGAGACGGACACGGAAUACUGGAUUGGACGCAACUCGUGGGGGACGUACUGGGGCGAGAACGGCUGGUUCCGCAUCCAAAUGCACCACAACAACCUCGGCAUCGAGCAGGACUGCGACUGGGGUGUACCGCUCCCGGACGGCUCCAAGCCCGACGACUUCGUCAUCACUGUCGACUACGAAGGCAACGAGGAGGGACAGGCGACGGCGAGAAACUUCCUCCACGUGAGCGGCGGCGCCAACUGAUCAAGACAAGACAAGACAAGACAAGACAAGACAAGACAAGAGAGACUUUGGGCGUGUGCAUACAUGUACAUACCAUAUCCUGCCAGGUUGAAGUCGUUUUAUCAUCGAUACUAAUUGGCGAAAAAAUAACGUAAAAAUACGAAACCAGUAUCAGCAACGGACAAUCUUGA
This is a messenger RNA of Phytophthora sojae, 2154 nucleotides long. Its product is annotated as papain-like cysteine protease C1. Gene Ontology annotation, molecular function: cysteine-type endopeptidase activity. The coding region runs from base 41 to 1984 and encodes 647 amino acids. Gene Ontology annotation, cellular component: lysosome. The transcript has 5 exons. NCBI's taxonomy places the organism in Eukaryota, Oomycota, Peronosporomycetes, Peronosporales, Peronosporaceae. The record is from RefSeq and is a predicted model, not a curated record.